CACAACUUCCCAGGCACAGCCUUAAUCCAGAAGCACAAUGGGUCCCCUGUGAUAUCUGGCUGGUGUCACUGGCUGGUAACCAAGGAACUGAACUGGAAGAGCCCAGGGACUUCAGACAAAGAUGCUAGGAAAAGUCAGCCCCGCUGGGAGGACCGGAAUGAAGGCAUGAGUCAUAGGGCGGUGUUGGGUCUGGGGUAUACUGGGAGGUGGAAGGGAGAUGGAAGGCUGCAAGUGAGAGGUCACAGUUAAACUGGGGUGGGGGCACUGGCAAUUUUCCUUUCUCACUACAUAAGAGGCCUUCUUACCCCAGUGUGUAUAUGAUGUGCCUUAUAACACUGAGCAGAAAGUUGAUGUCCUGUGUCAUUUCUGUGAGUUGGUGGAUAGAGCAAAAAAGCCCAGGCUUAAGUCCCAGGAUGGUCUCUCCCUAGCUGUAAGCCCAAUGAGAAGUUCCUUUAAUUCUCAAGUUUCAAUUGAGUCAUUUGUAAAAGGGGAAUAAUUAUAUAUUGUCACCAAAUAAAUAAUGUAUGGAAAAAUGCCUUAUGUGUAUAAUAGGGUUCUCUGAAAACGCAGCAUCAUUAAGAAAAACAAUAGAGAUAAAGAUGGGAGCUUCCCUCCCCUUUUCAUACUUCUGAUACUUCUGGAGGUAUCCCUUUGAGAAUGUGCAGGGUGUAGUCUAUUCCCCACCCAUCCCCAAUGACUCUCCCUAAUUCGAACUCCAAAUAAUUUCCCUCACCUUCCAGAUGACACACUUCAUCUACACUGGAGUCAGGAGAACACUGUUCAAUGGAAGAUGUAGUGGACUCAUCCUUCAGCUGGGGGAGAAGGGGAGGGGGAGACACUACACACAUCCCACCUAUCCAGGUCAUGGCUCCCCAGAGAUGGACAAUAAAAAGAAAGAGGAGUCAGGAGUCCAGGUGCAUGGGAUUCAAUAAAUAGGAUGGAUGCUGGGUAAUAAGAAAGUAGUAGUAGAGCAGGAAGGGAUCUUGAGAAAAGUGUGGAAGGGAAAACAGGACUGUACAAAAAGGUCCAGGAAGUGAGGUACAUGGUACAUUAAUAUUACAUAGUACUUAACUAUGGGUGUAAUGAUAAUAUAAAGUUGGAAAAUCUGGAAACAAAACAGAGACUUGGAGAAAUUACGGGAGUAGGAAAGAACAAAAGAUGGGAAUAAAGGACACAGAAACUGGGGGAUCUGGAAAAGGAAGCUAUAUUACUGGGCAGACACCCUGGAAGGGGUGGGACCAGCUACUUCUCUUAUCUCAGACCUUCUCCACCAAUCUCAGGCCCCACCUUCGGCCCCUCCCAGUCAAUUCUGACCCAGUUGGCUGAGAACCUCUUCAUUUGUAGCCCCUCUUCCCCCUGGGGUUAGAUAAACCUCUUCCCCAGAGUCCCUCCUGCCCCAGAGAUAGACAUUUUUUCUCCUUAAACUCUUACAUCAUUGGUUUCCUCCCCUCUGGGGAGAGCCUUUUCUGUAUUUCCACUUCCAUCCCAGAGAGAUUCCCUCUUCUCCAGAGCACCCAAGAUGACCGUCAAACUUGACUUUGAGGAAUGUCUAAAAGACUCCCCCCGAUUCCGGGCUUCCAUUGAAUUGGUGGAAUCAGAUGUAUCAGAAUUGGAGAAUCGUCUGGAGAAGGUGAUCACAGAGUCAGAAGAGAAGAAACUGAGUCAGAGGAAGGGGUUCUGGAUAGAGGAGAGAGAACCUAGGGAAGAAGGGAAGUCAGUGCAACAACUCCUCAAACUUGGUUCUAGCCUGCUGGAGAGUGGGCGCCAUUAUCUUGCGACUUGUCGAGCCUUCAUCAGUGGCAUUCAGGAACUUUCGAACCUGGGUCCCCCAGAGCCAAUGAUGAUUGAGUGCCUGGACAAAUUUACUGAGAGCCUGAGUCACAAAAUCAAUUGCCAUGAAGAUCUCUUGAAUGCUACCCAACAAACACUGAAGCAACAGAUCCAGAGUUUUGUGAAGGAGAGUCUCCGUGGUUUCUGGGAGGCUCGAAGAGAGUUUUGGAAAGGGGCCGAAUCCCUGGAGGCAGCUCUCAGUCACAACGCUGAAGUCCCCCGACGCAAGGCACAUGAGGCAGAAGAAGCAAUGACCACACUGAAGACUGUCAGAGCAGGCUACCAAGGGCGGGCAUUGGACUAUGUGCUGCAGAUCAAUGUGAUCCAGGACAAGAGGAAGUUUGACAUCAUGGAGUUUGUACUUCGAUUGGUAGAAGCUCAGGCAAUAUACUUCCAGUUGGGUCAUGAAGAACUGAAUGGAUUAGCAGUCUACCACAAAGAGCUGGGGGCCCAGUUGCACAAGCUUGUCCUAGAGUCUGCCCGGGAAAAAAGAGACAUGGAACAAAGGCAUGUGUUGCUGAAGGAGCAGGAGCUAAGUGGAGAGGAACCUGAACCAGGCCUGAAGGAAGGACCAGGGGGGCUGGUGAUGGAAGGACACCUCUUCAAAAGGGCUAGUAAUGCCUUCAAAACCUGGAGCAGACGCUGGUUCACUAUUCAAAACAACCAGUUGGUUUAUCAGAAGAGAUAUAAGGAUCCUAUGACUGUGGUUGUGGAUGAUCUUCGACUAUGCACAGUGAAACUCUGCCCUGACUCUGAAAGAAGAUUCUGCUUUGAAGUUGUCUCUCCCAGCAAGUCCUGCCUCCUCCAGGCAGAUUCAGAGCAACUUCUUCAACUUUGGGUCAGUGCUGUGCAAAGCAGCAUCGCUACUGCCUUCAGCCAGGCCCAGGAGGAGAGAGGCACUCUGGACCAGGGCCCCUCUCACUCUCCCUUAGGCUUGGCCUCUACCUUAGCUUGUGGAGGAGCAACCAGGGGGUCAGGCCGAGGGUCCGGUGUAGCAGCCCAGGUACAGAGUGUGAUGGGGAAUGCCCAGUGCUGUGAUUGCCGGGAACCUGCACCAGAAUGGGCAAGCAUCAAUCUGGGUGUGACCCUCUGUAUCCAGUGCUCUGGAAUCCACAGGAGCCUAGGGGUUCAUUUCUCCAAAGUCCGAUCUUUGACUCUUGAUUCCUGGGAGCCUGAACUGGUGAAGUUGAUGUGUGAAUUGGGGAACUCUGUCAUCAACCAGAUCUAUGAAGCUAGGAUACAGGAAAUGUCUGUGAAGAAACCUGGGCCAACCUGUUCCCGGCAGGAGAAAGAAGCAUGGAUUCAUGCCAAAUAUGUGGAGAAGAAAUUUCUGACCAAGCUGCCUGUGGUCAGGGGACGAAAAGUGGGGAGAGGCCACCCACAAGGGCAACCUCCAUUGCCACCCAAACCCCAGCUUCCACCCCGACCAGGGAAAAUGGGGGCCAAACCAGCGCUCACCGCUGGUGAAUUGGGAUGCUUACAUCCAGGGGCCUUGCUAUUCUGGGCAGCUGGGCCACCCCCAUCUCUUCCCACCAUGGCCGAUGCCCUUGCCCAUGGAGCUGAUGUCAAUUGGGUAAAUGGGGCACAGGAAAAUGCAACCCCACUCAUCCAGGCCACAUCUUCGAACUCUCUGCUUGCUUGUGAAUUUCUUCUCCAGAAUGGAGCAAGUGUGAACCAGGCUGACAACAUGGGAAGGAGCCCCCUCCACCACGCCACUAUCCUUGGCUACACUGGCUUGGCCUGUCUGUUCCUAAAGCGAGGGGCAGACCUUAGAGCUCAGGAUUCUGAAGGGAAAGACCCUCUGACUAUUGCCAUGGAGACUACCAAUGCAGAUAUUGUCACUCUGUUACGUUUGGCCAAGAUGAGAGAGGUUGAAGUGGCCCAAGGGCAAGCAGGAGAUGAGACAUAUUUGGACAUUUUCCGAGACUUCUCCCUCAUGGCUUCUGAUGAUCCAGAGAAGUUGAGCCGCCGCAGCCAUGAUCUCCACACACUUUGAACCAGAGAGCUAAACCCUCAAACUCCUCCCUUUGGAAUAAUUCACAUUAAAAUGAUCUCUCAGCUACCAA
Sarcophilus harrisii (Tasmanian devil) is the source of this 3896-nucleotide messenger RNA. It is a transcript of the gene ACAP1, whose product is annotated as ArfGAP with coiled-coil, ankyrin repeat and PH domains 1. Gene Ontology annotation, cellular component: cytoplasm. The coding region runs from base 1520 to 3826 and encodes 768 amino acids. NCBI's taxonomy places the organism in Eukaryota, Metazoa, Chordata, Mammalia, Dasyuromorphia, Dasyuridae. Gene Ontology annotation, molecular function: protein binding; GTPase activator activity. The transcript is spliced from 22 exons. The record is from RefSeq and is a predicted model, not a curated record.